AUGGCCUCUCCAACUCGCCGCCCGAUCAGCGCGAUCCGUUCCUUCCACACAUCUCUACCAGGCUACGCACAAACUCCUCUAGUUGCACUGCCAGACCUCGCACAACAGCUCGGUGUCAAAGCCGUCUAUGUUAAGGAUGAAAGCAAGCGCUGUGGUCUACGUUCUUUCAAAAUCCUGGGCGCGUCAUGGGGCUGUUUUCGUGCCGUCUGCGCCCAUUUAAAAAUCGAGCCUGCUUCGACAAAUAUCACUGACCUUAGAGAGUACGUUAGAGAUCAGAACGAGCAGGUUCAGAUUUACCUCUAUACAGCAACCGAAGGGAACCAUGGUCGUGCUGUGGGUUACAUGGCGGCUCUGAUUGGCGUGCAGGCGCAUGUUUUUGUGCCAGAGGGCAUGAAUGCACAUACUAGAAAGUUGAUUGAAAAUGAUGGAGCCCAACUUCAUGUUGUUCAGGGAGACUACGACAUUGCAGUCGGGCAAGCAGCCGCAGCCGCAGCGACACACGGUGGAUUACUGGUACAAGACACGGCAUGGGAUGGGUAUGAAGAAAUUCCGAGCUGGAUUGUCGACGGCUACUCGACGUUGAUGGAAGAAAUUGACGAGCAGCUUGGCAAAGAAGGCCUACAUCCAUCAGUCGUGAUAACUCCAGUGGGCGUGGGAUCUUUAGCAAGUGCUGUUGCGAAGCAUUGCAAGUGGAGAAGACACAGCCAUGUGCAAGUCGUCGCAGUGGAACCUGAUACGGGGGCAUGCUUCUACAAGUCUCUUCUUGCUGGCCGAUCAGUGACUGUUAAAACCACAUCGAGUAUCAUGAAUGGCUCCUGCUGUGGGACAUUGUCCAGUACCGCAUGGGAUAUCCUUAGGCAAUCCGUGGAUGCAAGUGUCACAGUGUCGGAUUAUGAAAGCCAUAGGGCAGUGCAAUAUCUGGAGAGCCAUGCUAUAUCAGCCGGCCCCUGUGGAGGUAGCACCCUUGCUGCAUUGCGGCAUCUGGUAGAGACCCAGCAGGACAGGGUUGAACUUAACAAAGAUGCUGUUAUCGUUAUAUUGAGCACAGAAGGAUCAAGACCGUACCCCAAACCAUUUGAUACAUCAACUGAUGAUCCAGUGACGCUCACCCAAAUCCUUACGCAAAUCGAUUCGUCGAACGCUACCUUAUCGGUUGCUGAAGGGGCAGGGGAGGCCCAAAUUGCAGAUUAUCUGGCUGCAUGGUUCGAGCACCGUGGUAUAGAGAAUCACCGUAUCGAGACAGUUCAUUCACGUCCAUCUGUUGUUGGUAUUGUUCGUGGAACUGGAGGUGGAAAAUCACUGAUGCUCAAUGGACACAUUGACACUGUCAGCUUGUCUAGCUACGAAAAAGAUCCUCUUUCGGGUGCCCUCGCAAACAAAAAUAACCGUUCAGUAGUCCUCGGACGAGGAAGUCUUGAUAUGAAGAGUGGCGUGGCAGCCAUGCUCAGUGCAGCGCUUGUGGCAAAAUACAUCUCUCUUCGAGGGGAUAUCAUCAUCGCGGCAGUCGCAGACGAGGAAGACGCAUCCAAAGGAACCAUUGACGUGAUCGAAGCUGGCUGGCGAGCUGACGCUGCUGUAAUUCCAGAACCUACGCAACAUGAACUGGUUUGUUCCCACAAGGGGUUUGUAUGGAUUGAAAUCGACAUCAUAGGAACCGCGUCGCAUGGCUCAAUGCCCUCGUUGGGGGUUGAUUCGAUUAUGCAUACUGGUGCUUUUCUGACGCAGCUCGAAGCAUACCAACAGAAGCUUCCCACGGAUGACCUCCUCGGCCAAGCUUCUUUACACUGCGGACUGAUCAAUGGCGGUGAAGAAGCAUCUUCAUACCCAGCAAAAACCACUCUGACAAUCGAAUUUCGCACCAUCCCAUCCCAAUCCCCACAAACCCUCGUCACUGACAUGUUAGCUCUUCUUCAAACCACCGCAUCACUCAGACAAGGGUUCCAAUUCUCUCAGCCUCGAGUCACUCUCUCUCGCCUACCGAUGAAAAUACCCUCUACCCACCCUUUCGUGCAAAAGGUAGCAGACACGGCAAAAUCUAUCAUCGGAGCUUCUCCAAAAGUGGCAUCAAUGCCGUUUUGGUGUGACGCCGCACUUUUGAGCGAAGUCGGGAUUCCGUGUGUGGUGUUUGGACCGAAAGGUGAGGGGUUGCACGCAAAGGAGGAGUAUGUCGAUGUUGAGAGUAUCAAGCAGGUAGAUAGUGUUUUGGCCAAAUUGGUACAGGAUUAUUGCCAAUGA
This is a messenger RNA of Talaromyces proteolyticus, 2235 nucleotides long. RefSeq names its product putative diaminopropionate ammonia-lyase. NCBI's taxonomy places the organism in Eukaryota, Fungi, Ascomycota, Eurotiomycetes, Eurotiales, Trichocomaceae. The record is from RefSeq and is a predicted model, not a curated record. The transcript is spliced from 2 exons. Bases 1 to 2235 code for a protein of 744 amino acids. Gene Ontology annotation, molecular function: hydrolase activity.